GCCUGCAGGACGGAUGACAUCGUUCACAGGAGAGCUGCGGACCUUACCUUACCGGCGGAUAUCCAGCUCAAACCGUUACCAGUAGAAGCUGUGACUCCCAAAAUGGCCGCCAAAAAGCCCUUCAACUGGUGGUUAUGGACCAAGAUGCUCGUCGUCGGCGGUGCCGUUAUUGUUGGCGGCCCGGCGCUCACACGAUGGGUGAUGCCCACCGACGAAGAGCUCUUCCAGAGGUAUAACCCGGAGCUGAAGAAGCGCAGUCUGGAACGGCGGGUCGAGCGGCAGCAGGAGUUUGACGACUUUGUCACGCGGCUCAAGGAGUACUCCAAAUCCGACAAGCCAAUAUGGAUCGUGCAGGCGGAGGCAGAGAAGGAGCGGGCAAGGCAGGCCGCCGCGGAGGCAGCGAGGAUGGCAGAGGAGGCAAAAGCCAGGAGAGAAGCCAUCAGGAGGGAGGCCGGGUUGCCGGCACAGCCGGUGUCGUCUGAGUCCGAAGGACGGUGAUACGGCUGGCGGAAGGACAGGGCGGAUGACUGCUCAACUGUACGAUGCGUGUGUCUGCGGCUCUGGGAGUGUGCAACGACGGGGAAGAAUGACUGGAGGAAUGCAAUGUAGGAAUGCAAGGCGUUUGGGCACAGAGUUUGGGGGUCUUUUGUGUUCAGAAUGUAUGGCACCCAUCAGGGGCCCAAUAACUCGCUCAAUUCACAUUGUCGCGACUUUGAACUUAGACUGUCAACAAUCGAUGCCCGUGGCGCCCCAGCAAGGUGAAGCCUCGGUGAGGGGAGGCCA
This is a messenger RNA of Thermothielavioides terrestris NRRL 8126, 783 nucleotides long. RefSeq lists its product as uncharacterized. Gene Ontology annotation, cellular component: mitochondrial membrane. Gene Ontology annotation, biological process: mitochondrial respiratory chain complex III assembly. NCBI's taxonomy places the organism in Eukaryota, Fungi, Ascomycota, Sordariomycetes, Sordariales, Chaetomiaceae. The record is from RefSeq and is a predicted model, not a curated record. The coding region runs from base 103 to 498 and encodes 131 amino acids. The transcript is spliced from 3 exons.